AUGUCUUGCACUGGAAAGAGCCUGCUCUUCAUUUUUGUGGCCUCGAUAGUGCUAGCUCACUUCUGCAGCCAGUCAGAAGCAGCAAGCAACUUUGACUGCUGCCUUCGGUACACAAAGCACAUUUACCCUUCCAAAAUUUUUGUGCGAUUCACGAAACAGCUGGCGGAUGAAGCUUGUGACAUUGAUGCUAUCAUCCUUUACACAAAAAGGAAAGGAUCCGUGUGUGCUGAUCCGAAGCAGGACUGGGUGAAAAAGACCAUGCGCUACCUCAGCCUAAAAGCUAAGAACAAGAAGAAGGUGUAAAAAUGGAUGCAUUUCUGGGAUGAAAUUGGACACAGCCCAAGGACGAAAUGCUCACAGCUGGGGCUGGAGGCUUUCCCUACACAU
This is a messenger RNA of Microtus ochrogaster (prairie vole), 387 nucleotides long. RefSeq names its product C-C motif chemokine ligand 20 (gene Ccl20). NCBI's taxonomy places the organism in Eukaryota, Metazoa, Chordata, Mammalia, Rodentia, Cricetidae. Gene Ontology annotation, biological process: immune response. Gene Ontology annotation, molecular function: chemokine activity. The record is from RefSeq and is a predicted model, not a curated record. Gene Ontology annotation, cellular component: extracellular region.